GGCAGAUGUGGUGCACGGGCCCUUUGCCUACCUUCUCAAAUGCCGCGAUUGUAAAGGAGUCGCGAGCCUCGAGUCGCGAGCUGAAGCUCGCACUGGAGGCAGAUCUUUGCAGUAGUUUCGAAGCUGGCGCAGCGCUGCACUCAUCGGCUGGACCCAGCAGCAGCGUUCAUCUGUUUGCCGGAGUAAUGGGGAACUGCAACAACACAGGCAGCUCCAGCGAGCCACCGGCCGUGAGCCACCCGUCCGCCUCCAAUGGGCAGCCGAAGGAGGUCAAGAAGGAGGAUGUCACCCACGAGCACAACGCGCGGGCGGCCUCCCUCUCCCGGCCUGAGCAUGUCGUGACAGCGGCCUCGUCGCAUGAGGAUCUCAAGGUGGGCAAGGGCAUGUUUGUGAGCGGCCGGACGGGCAAGAUCACCGACUCGUACCGAAUGGGCGAGAAGCUGGGCGAUGGGGCGUUCGGGUGUGUGAGGAAGGCCGUCCACAGGGAGACCAGUAAGAACCCUACUUAGACACACACAGACAGGCAGACAGAGAGAGCGGAUGACCGACCGUCGAUUGCAUCGGUGGGUGGAUGGUUGUGUGUGUUGGUUGUGUUUGACGCAUGCAGAUCAGGUUCGCGCCGUCAAGACGAUAUCGAAGCAGGCGGUGGCAAAGGGUGACGAGAAGGAGAAGCUGUUCGCCGAGGUGGCCGCGCUCAAGGAACUGGACCAUCCCAACAUCAUGAACCUUUUCGAGUUCUAUGAAGGUUCUCUCUCCCUCUUCCUCUCUCUCUGUUGGUGUGUGUGUGUAUGUGUGCGUGUCUGUGUGUGUCAAUCAGAUCAGAAGCACUACCACUUGGUGAGUGAGCUGUUGACGGGCGGUGAGUUGUUCGACAAGGUCAUCGAGAUGAACCACUUCUCAGAAGCAAUGGCCGCUGAGUCAAUCGCCCAAGUGCUCUCGGGUACCAAAGACAAUUGUCACUCACACGCACACGGAGGGAGAGAGAGAGAGAGAGAGAUGUGCCGUGUUUCCCGUCUUUCUGCCAGGCGUCGUCUACUGCCACAAGCGCAACAUCGUAAACACACACACACACACACCUCCUUAGUAUCUCUCCUUUCGAUGUGUGUGUGUGUGUGGAUCGCUGGCAGGUCCACCGCGACCUCAAGCCCGAGAAUCUGUUGCUGGAGAGCAAGGCGGAGGGCGCCCCCAUCAAGAUCAUCGACUUCGGCACGGCCAAGCUCUUCCCGCGCGACAACGGCAAAGGCAUGCUGAUGAGCCAGAAACUCGGCACACCAUACUACGUGGUCAGUCCGUCCGUCACACAAGGCAGAGCCAUGCCAUCAGUGUGUCUGCAUCUCUCCCUCUCUCUCUCUCUCUCUGUGUGUGUGUGUGUGUGCCACGGCAGGCGCCGGAGGUGCUGCGCGGGAGGUACGACGAGAAGUGCGACGUGUGGUCAAGCGGAGUGAUCCUCUACAUCCUGCUUGUCGGUAUGUAAAGAAACAGACAGACAGCCCGAAGAGGACAGCACACACUCCCAUGUGUGUAUCCGUCCGUGUGUGCAGGGUACCCGCCCUUCAACGGGGAGGACGACAACGCCAUCCUCAGGGCCGUCGAAUCCGGAAAGGUGCGUGGCGGAUUGGAUUGUGGCAUCUAUGAGGCGAAUCAUGCGUAUGGAUCCGAAUCCUUACCCUUUCUUUGUGUGUGCGUGUGGGACAGUAUUCGACAAAGGGCUCUGAGUGGCGCAACAUAUCCAAGGAGGCCAAGAACCUCCUCGCCAAGAUGCUCGAGUACUCACCCAGCAGAAGGGUGUCCGCUGAGGAGGUAUGUGCCGCAGCCCAUCCAUCCAUCCAUCCACAGGGCACACAGUCCCUCCCUCCCUCCCGUGUGUGUGUGUGUCAAGGCGUUGAGCGACCCCUGGAUUCAGAAGUACCGUUCUGUGCACAUCUCGAAGCCCACAUCGGCCGACCUCACGAGCUCACUCGGACGGCUCAAGCAGUUUAAGUCAGUCAUGUCAUUCAGCUGAAGGGAAUGGACACACAACACACCAACACUCCCACCCACUGGCGAACGAAUGCGCGUGUGCUGUGCUGUGCUGUGAUGCAUGGCAUGCAGGUCGUCCCAGCGUCUGCAGCAGGCGGCUCUGACGUUCAUCAUAUCCCAGCUGGCGACCAAGGAGGAGAAGGAGAAACUCACAGAGACAUUCAAACACCUGGAUGCCAACGGUGGGGGGGGACGGUCUGUCGAUGGAUGGAUGGACACACACACACACACACACACACGCACACACCCUGGGUGUUUGGGUGUCUUUGGCAUCUUAUCCACGUGUGCUGUGCAGGCGACGGCAUGUUGAGUCGCGAAGAGCUCCUCACCGGCUACAAGGACGUACGUGUGGAUGAUGGAUGGAUGGAUGGCACCUGUGUUUCUGUGCAUCUCUCUCUGUGGGUGACGACGUGUGUGGUGCAGAUCAUGGGUGACGCCGAUGCAGCCGCCGAGGAGGUGGAGAGGAUCCUCCAAACUGUCGACUCCGACCACUCCGGCAUGAUCGACUACACCGGUCGGUAUACACAUACACACACACACACGAUCGCCUCUGCCAACCCCACCCACCCACCCACCUACAUGGCCCAACCUUUGUUUGUCUCAUAAUGUUAUUUAAAUGUGUGGGUGGCGUGUGACAUGUGGUCUGGCCAUGCAGAGUUCCUUGUGGCUGCGAUGGAUCGGCGCACCUUCCUGUCAGAGAAGAAGCUCGAGGCCGCAUUCAGGGCGUUCGACAAGGACGGGUCGGGCAAGAUCAGCAAGGACGAACUCGCCGCGGUAGGCAGGGAGGGAGAGACACACAAACGAACGAACGAACGAACGAAUCAACACAACAUGCGCAGCCACACGUGUGUCUGUGUGUGUAUGGCUGCAUGGUGUGGUGGCAUGCAGGUGUUCGGCGUGGGUCAAAACAUCGCCGAGGAUCUCUUUGAAGAGAUGAUCCGAGAGGCCGACAAAGAUGGAGACGGAGAGGUACGUCAGCCACCCAGACAGCCACCCAUGCAUCGCCUCCAGCCAUCCGCUCACCCACACCCACACACACCGAUCCACACACACAACGGACUUCCAUAUGCACCUCUCUCCGUGGGUGAGCAGGUUGACAUGGAUGAGUUUAAGUCACUCUUCCAGCAGCUCCUGAGGAGCCCCACCAUCGGCGUCGCCGAGACCGGACAGAUCAGCAAAGUCAAUCAGCACAACUAACGCACACACACACACUGUGCUGUCGGUCGCUCUGUCGGUCUCUAAUCAAUCAUUUUGCACACUCACCCGGAUGGAUGGAUGGAUGGAG
Vitrella brassicaformis is the source of this 3304-nucleotide messenger RNA. The record is from the annotation of a GenBank genome assembly. NCBI's taxonomy places the organism in Eukaryota, Vitrellaceae.